Molecule: messenger RNA, 1917 nt
Organism: Nerophis lumbriciformis (worm pipefish)
Lineage: Eukaryota; Metazoa; Chordata; Actinopteri; Syngnathiformes; Syngnathidae
Gene: mapre1b
Product: microtubule-associated protein, RP/EB family, member 1b
Molecular function (GO): microtubule binding
Source: RefSeq, a predicted model, not a curated record
CACACUCUGACGUCGAACACCACGAAGAAUAAAUGAAAAGAGGAAGAAGUAGAAAAAAAAAACCAAGAAGACAACACUUCCAUCUUUUCUUCCGCUGCUUUUGGACUCUGAGCAAACCUUUUAGACGACAGCCAGCACGACUUUGGACUUAAAAGGCACCUGCUGACCGACAAUGGCUGUGAACGUCUACUCCACCUCAGUGACCAGCGACAACUUGAGUCGCCAUGACAUGCUGGUCUGGAUCAAUGAUUCCCUGCAGAUGAACCUCAACAAGAUCGAGAUGUUGUGCUCAGGUGCUGCCUACUGCCAGUUCAUGGACUUGCUGUUCCCGGGCUCGCUGCCUCUGAAGAGAGUCAAGUUUGGCGCCAAGCUGGAGCACGAGUACAUUCACAACUACAAGCUCCUGCAGAUUGCCUUCAAGAAGAUGGGCGUGGACAAAAUCAUCCCCGUGGACAAACUGGUGAAGGGCAAGUUCCAAGACAACUUUGAGUUCGUGCAGUGGUUCAAGAAGUUGUUUGACGCCAACUACGAAGAGCGGGAUUAUGACCCGGUGGAGGCCAGGCAGGGCCAGGACGCCGCGCCCGCUUCCAACGCCUCCAUGUCUGCGUUCAACAAAGCCCCGAAGAAGGCCAUCAGUCAGGCUCCUCAGAGGCCGCCCGUCGCCAAGGUAGCGCCCAAAGUGUCCACCGUCAGCGCCAGGAAGUCCGGAGGCGCAGGAGUUGACGACGAGAGGGCGGAGCUCAUCAAUGAGGUGGAUGGCCUGAAGUGCACCAUCCAGGACAUGGAGAAGGAGAGAGACUUUUAUUUUGGUAAGCUGAGGAACAUCGAGUUGAUUUGCCAGGAGAACGAAGGCCAAGGCGACCCCACGCUGCAGAAGAUUGUGGAAAUCCUCUACGCCACAGACGACGGUUUUGAGAUCCCGGAUUCUGAAGAGCAGGAGGAGUUUUAGCAUUGAAGCAGUUACCUCCAUGCCCUGUCCCCUCCCCCAACCACCACCCGCCGGGCUCAAAGUCUUCUGUGGGCAAAGUCUUGGCCGCCGGCCUCUUCUUCCUGUCAGCCCCGCCCCCAGGAAGUAUGUGUUGGUAUGAGACAGGAGUGUGUGUGUGCAUGCAUGUACUGUACUUUUUUUUUUAGCAAUCUAUAAGACUUCAACGUGUCCCAAACUAAGUCCAACUGAUGUUUUUUUUUUUUUUGUGUUCCGCCGCCAAUCAGUGCCUCACUUUUUCUGGCGUUUUCCUUUUUUACAUUCCCAACCAAUCCACUUAUUCUAAAAGAGGCCACCUAUUUCACGCUUAUUCCGUUCAAUUUGAUUGUCUCUUACCAAUUGGAGUUGGCUGCUAGUCAUGAAGAGGUGCCUUGCUGUGGGCCGAGCUGUCAGUCCUCACCUAAAAUGUUGCCACUGCAGUCCCCACCAGUGGAGUCAGACCUGCAUCGCUGCAAACGCUGAAUGUUGUGUGUGUAAUCGUGUCAAGUGUGUGUGUGUGUGUGUGUAAAAACAAAACACUUUGGCGUUUGAGAUCCUCCUCCUGGUUUCUUUGCAACAAACUCAGUCAAAUGGCCUUAAUCAAGCAAACCUCGUCAUUUCCCCUCCAGUGUAAUGUUCUAUCAGUGUUUAGGUGUUUUGUAUCAAUGUCAGGGUAUUUAGGACUGGAGCUCAGGCAUGUCCGCUGUGACUUGUCCUCCAUCGAGCGCGUCUCUGGUUGCUGAGGCUUUCUUUUAGUCAUCGGGGUGCUCAAAAGGCAGCAAAGGUUCACCUCCCAAGCGGAGAGCGCUGCCGAAAAAACAAAAGACGAGCAGCAGCCUCGCGCCUCUGACGCCCUUUUUAAAAACAAAAAAACAACCCAGUGAAUGUUGCACACAAUCAGACGGUGCCUGCGUGUUCUUUUGCCUUCUCAUUAAAAACAGACUGUUUCCAAA